This is a messenger RNA of Schistosoma bovis, 1499 nucleotides long. NCBI's taxonomy places the organism in Eukaryota, Metazoa, Platyhelminthes, Trematoda, Strigeidida, Schistosomatidae. The record is from the annotation of a GenBank genome assembly.
UGAUAGUGUCAAUGUAGCUGAAGCUAUACAAAUGUUUUCAUAUUCUCAACACGAUCAGUAAUGGAUACAAUGUACGUGGCUUUAUCAAGAUAUUACAGUCGCGAUUUCAAGGGUUGUAGGAAAAUUUGCGAAAAACUUUUGAAAACCGAUCCUGAUAAUGAAGUGAGUACAAAUUAAAAUUUAUCAGCUUUUCAUUAAUGGCAUGUUGGCUUUUGAAUAUGAGAGCAAUCACGGAGGAUAUGAUUGGUGACGACGAGUUUUACACGGAGUUUAACCUUUUUGAUGUCGCAUUCCAUGAUCAAAAUCCUGUCGACAGUUGUUUUCUUCGUUUCUCAUCAGAUAACUCCAAAUCAGCUACCAGUAGUUUAAGUCGGGCUGUACGUCCAUCAAAUCUAACCAGUCGCCCAUUAACAGGUGUUUAUAAUACAAACAGUACAGAUACGUAUACAAGUUCUAUCGAAACAGUUAUUCGUAACACUUCAAGACCUAUAACUGCUCAUUAUAAUAAAUGCCAAAGAAAACGAACCACUGCUCAGUUAAGUAAAGAACCCGUUCAUAUAAGUCGUUUGAAUUUAGCGAAGUAUACUCAGAAUUUAGAAGUAGCAUGUUCAUUAUUCGAAUAUUUAUUCUAUGUUGCUAAAGAAUAUCGUGAAGCGCUCAAUUUGACGAAUUUAAUAUGUGCCACUAAUAACAAGGCCAGUAAUCAGGUAUCAAAAUUAUUGUAUAAUGAACCUGUUGAGGUAAAUUGGUGGUGGUAUUUGCAGCAAGCACGUUGUUUAUAUUGUCUAGGACUUAAACGAGAAGCUGAAUGUUCGGUCAGUCAAUCAUUAGAAUUAAACCCAAGUAUAGAAGCAUAUACACUUCAAGCAUUUGUUGCAAUACAGCUUGAUCAGCCCGGUCGUGCACUUGGCAUUUAUGAUAAAGGUUUGGAAAGAUUUCCUCAUGAUAUUGAUCUAUUAACUGGUAAAGCUAGAAUAUAUCAGAAGUUAAGCAAUGCCUCACAAUCGGUUGCUUUAUACAAGGAAAUAACUCAAAUAGACGAUAUGAACGUUGAAAGUUUGGCUUCAAUUGCAAUGCAUUAUUUUUAUGAGGAUGAACCAGAAGUCUCACUAAAGUAUUAUAGACGUAUUCUACAAUAUGGAUAUGAAUCAACUGAAUUAUAUAAUAAUUUAGGAUUGUGCACAUUUUAUACUCAACAAUAUGAUCUAUGCUUAUCAUUUUUCAAUCAAGCUAUUGCACUAAGUGAUACAACGAAUUUAGCAGAUAUUUAUUAUAAUCUGGGACAUAUCGCAAUUCUUCGCACAGGAUGCAUAUAUGCCAAUAAGAGAUUGGUCAAUCGCAGUCCUAAAUAACGAUCAAGAGAAACAAGUAAACAACAUCAAGUGAAUUCAAUACUUUACCCCCAAGUAGCUAUCAUGAUACAGUAGCUAAGUGGAUAACGUGAUGGUGUUUAAAGCGAAUGGUACUGGAUUCGUGUCCCAGAGUGAACAUCAACUCUG